AUGGCCGCGAACGUGGGCUUCGGCGCGUCGACUGUUGCGAUGAAUGCGUAUAUACCUUCGUUGGCAAGGGAGGCGCCGGAGGUGGUGAGGGUGCGUGAGGAGGUGAGGCGGGAGGCUGCGCGUGCGGCUGCCGAGGGUGCUGGGGGAGCGGAAGAUGAUGGAGAAGAUGCGGAUCCUGAUUUGAGUUUGAGUGUGGACUCCAACCCACGCGCACCACUCCUCUCCCCUUCCCCCUCCUCCCCCUCGACCCCCUCCUCAACCACCCCCCUCCAAAAACACUACACAUCCCUCCUCUCCCGCACAACCUCGCGCAUAUCCUCACACGGCAUUGCAAUAGGGUACGCAGCGGGCAUUGCGCUGUUGCUUGUUGCGCUUGUGCCGGUGACCCUGAUGAGUGGGAGUGCGGGGGGGAAGACGCUGGCGCUGAGGGUGGCGGUUGGGAUGAGUGGGAUUUGGUGGGGUGUUGGGACGGUGGUUGCGGGGGGGCUUUUGGGGGGUGGGGAGGUUGUGCAGCGUGUGCAGGUGCGGGGUGUUGGUGUGGAAAAUGGGGAGGAGGAAGAGGUGGGAGAUGGGGAUGGAGAUGGAGAUGGAGAUGAACACCUGAGAAGCAACACCAGCAACUUGAAAGCGGAGGAGGAAGACAAGAAGAACUGGAGCAUACCCCGCGAAAUCGCGGCCUCGUGGAUCCGGCUUGCGGACAUGCUCCGCUGGAGCGAGAUGAAGAAGUUGAGGAAUACGUUUCGCUUUUUGGCGGCGUGGUUUUUGCUUUCGGAUGGCUCAGUCUACGGCGCAUUCCAAGGCUACGCGCGCGCGCUCUACGCGGAGCUGCUCCCGCCUGGUGAAGAGGCGCGCUGGUACGGGUUGUUUUCUAUUACCGAUAAAAGAAUAAAAAUGUUUGCUUACGCGUUGAUUCUCUUCUCAUUCGCGUAUCGCAUCGCAUUUCUUCCUCUCUUCCUCUCUUCCUCUCUUCCUCUCUUCCUCUCUUCCUCUCUUCCUCUCUUCCUCUCUUCCUCCCACACCACCCACCCACCCAACCCCCCACCCAAAACCCCAAAAACAGUCCUCCUCAUUCAUAGGCCCCCUCCUCGUCGGCCUCAUCGCAGACAUGACCGGCAACAUCCGCUAUGCGUUUCUCUUUUUGGGAGGGAUGGUGCUUUUGGCGAUGCCGGUGCUUGCGGGGGUGGAUGUUGA
Molecule: messenger RNA, 1191 nt
Organism: Psilocybe cubensis
Lineage: Eukaryota; Fungi; Basidiomycota; Agaricomycetes; Agaricales; Agrocybaceae
Exons: 3
Coding region: 1-1191 (396 amino acids)
Biological process (GO): amino acid transmembrane export from vacuole
Source: RefSeq, a predicted model, not a curated record